CACAACAGAUAGCCACAGGUUGUGGACUGACUGGAGCACAAGGUGUGGCUGUAUCUGAAUGAGGAUUCUUUCUAUACUUGUUAAUCAUCAGCCCGGCACACAUUCAUUUCAGUGUUGUAUCUCUGACAUUUGACUGAGGCUUGGCUCUCUGCCUUUAUCUGCUUGUGCAUUUUUGGCCUCUGCAUUUUAGGAGCACUUUUGGACUUUAUGAAUGAGACCUGAUCAGUUACAGAGUGACACAUUUUAAAGUGUGCAUCUACAAAAAGCAGGGGAAUGAAUUUUGAUGAAAUUCUCUGUCUUAUCGGAGGCUUCGGGAAGUUCCAAAAGAUCGUGUAUGUAUGGAUCUGUGUGCCGCAGAUCUUUCUGGCAUUCCACAUGCUGGUCUCUGUCUUCACGGGGGCUGUUCCUCCACAUUUAUGCCGCUCCACAUGGCCCUCAGCUGGUGAUCCGGCCCCUUUCAACUUCAACCUCAGCCUUCAGUCUACCCCUGAUGGCCAGCCUGAGCUGUCCUGCACAGUCCCCUUGAACCACAGCGAUGCAGUAGCUCUUGGUGAUGGACACCCUACUGGGAGCUGCCAGAGGGGCUGGGAGUACAGCACAGAGACCUUCCAAAGCACCAUAGUAACUGAGUGGGACCUGGUUUGUGAUAGAGCCAAACUGAACAACAUGGGCUCCUCCAUCUACAUGUUUGGCCUCCUUGUUGGAGCUGUUGUGUUUGGGAGCUUAGCUGAUAAGUAUGGUCGCAGGAUCAUCAUCCUCAUCAACCUGGCUUCCCAGGCUGUCUUUGGGGUUGGUGCUGCUUUCGCCCCUAAUUUCUACAUCUACACGGCCCUUCGCUUUAUGGUUGGAACAUCAGUCUCUGGUGUCAUCAUGAAUGCCUUCGUCCUAGGCACAGAAUGGACAGGAUCUAAGCAGCGGAUGUUGGCGGGUAUAAUCACUGACUACUUCUUUGGCAUUGGCUACAUUCUGCUGGCCGGAUUGGCAUACCUCAUAAGAGACUGGCGUAAACUGCAGCUGGCAAUCUCAGCACCUGGUUUCCUCUUCAUUUUCUACAUCUGGGUGUUGCCAAAAUCAGCUCGCUGGUUAAUGGCCAAUGACAGAAAAGAGGAAGCAUGGGAACUGAUUCUGAAAGCAGCGCAAAUGAAUGGGAAGCCCCUCACCAAAGAUUUGGAGAUGUGUCAGGUCUAUAAAAUUGAAGAGGAUACAGAGGUGAAGAAAAAACACUCAAUCAUAGACCUUGUCCGAACCCCGAAAAUGAGGAAGCAGUCUUUGAUUGUUUUUUAUCUCUGGUUCGCCAACGUGCUAGUGUACUACGGCCUGUCUCUCAACAUUUCUGACUUUGGAAUGAACAUCUAUCUGACCCAGAUGAUUUUUGGCCUGGUGGAGAUGCCUGCACGCACCAUCACCCUGUUUACCCUGAACCGUUCUCGCAAGAUCUCCCAGCUAGCUUUCCUGGCUGUGGGUGGCACAGCCUGCCUGCUGACCAUCUUCAUCCCCAGCGACCUGUCUGUCAUUAAGACUGUGUUGGCCAUGACUGGGAAGUUUGGAAUCACAGCCUCUCUGUCCAUUAUUUACGUCUACUCAGCUGAGGUGUUCCCUACUGUUAUCAGACAAAAUGGGAUCGGUAUAGGCUCCAUGUGUGCUCGGACUGGAGGAGUCCUGGCUCCCAUGCUGUACCUUCUGAGGAGCAUCAGUCCACAGGCUCCCAUGGUUCUGUGUGGCCUCUGCCCUCUGCUGGGUGCUGUCCUCACCCUGCUGCUACCUGAGACAGCCAAUAAGUCCCUACCUGACACCAUUGAAGACGUGGAGGGAUCCAGCCUCAGUGAGGAGGAUGGCGGUGUGAAGCCAGUCGACUUUCAGACCUCUUGGAAGAAAACGGACGUCGUUGGGAACACCAGGGCGAAUUUAUGAGCAACAGCGCCAUAUAUCAUGAGGCAGUCAGUAUUAUUUCAGGACGAUUCCAUAAGUCUGUUUCCAGUGGGAGUCAAGAUUACAUUUAGUUUUUAUGGGUCUUUUACAAGAUACCCAGAUUCUGAACACUUAAACAAAAGUGUAAGUAUUUUUACUCUUCUUUUUUUUUUACACGUUUGUAUGUAUGCCAUGUUAUGUAUGCCAUCUUUGAUUUUGUUCAUGUGUCCAUGUGUUA
Messenger RNA from Micropterus dolomieu (smallmouth bass), 2146 nucleotides. RefSeq lists its product as uncharacterized. Gene Ontology annotation, molecular function: transmembrane transporter activity. Gene Ontology annotation, biological process: transmembrane transport. Gene Ontology annotation, cellular component: membrane. The transcript is spliced from 10 exons. Bases 274 to 1911 code for a protein of 545 amino acids. NCBI's taxonomy places the organism in Eukaryota, Metazoa, Chordata, Actinopteri, Centrarchiformes, Centrarchidae. The record is from RefSeq and is a predicted model, not a curated record.